Molecule: messenger RNA, 1339 nt
Organism: Elgaria multicarinata webbii
Lineage: Eukaryota; Metazoa; Chordata; Lepidosauria; Squamata; Anguidae
Gene: DLX3
Product: distal-less homeobox 3
Exons: 3
Coding region: 224-1096 (290 amino acids)
Biological process (GO): regulation of transcription by RNA polymerase II; epithelial cell differentiation; embryo development
Molecular function (GO): RNA polymerase II cis-regulatory region sequence-specific DNA binding; DNA-binding transcription factor activity, RNA polymerase II-specific
Source: RefSeq, a predicted model, not a curated record
CAGCAGCAGCAGCUAUUACUGGAGCAAUGACGGUAUAAGCCUACUCAAGAGGAGGAGGAGGAGGAAGAAGAAGAGGAGAGCAGGAGGUGGAGAGUACUUUGCACCCCCUCCCCCACCAAAAUAAUAAUAACAAUCAUCUCUCUACCAGCAAGCCUUGCACAUUUUGUUGUUAGGUUUCCUUGGCCAAGCGGUGGACCUUCCAUUUGGUGGGGCUCCUCUCAUCAUGAGCGGAUCCUUCGAUAAGAAGAUCACCAGCAUCCUGACGGACAUCUCCAGCUCGCUCAGCUGCCAUGCGGCCACCAAGGACUCGCCGACUCUCCCGGAGUCGUCCAUCACGGACCUGGGCUACUAUAGCACCCCGCAUAACCAGCACGAGUAUUACCCGAGCCAACCUUACACGCAGCCGAUGAAUCACUAUGCCUACCACCACCCCCAGUUUAACCUCAAUGGGAUCGGGGGCGCUGGGACGUUCUCCCCCAAAUCUGAUUACCCCUACAGCACCUCGUACAGGCAAUAUGGAUCAUUCCGGGAUCAGCAGCUGCCCAGCCAAGAAACAGUUUCGGUGAAAGAAGAACCCGAACCAGAAGUGCGGAUGGUCAAUGGAAAACCCAAAAAGAUCCGAAAGCCGCGCACGAUUUAUUCCAGCUACCAGCUGGCAGCCUUGCAAAGGAGAUUCCAGAAGGCGCAAUACCUGGCUCUGCCAGAGAGGGCAGAGUUGGCCGCACAGCUUGGACUGACCCAGACUCAGGUGAAAAUCUGGUUCCAGAACCGAAGGUCCAAGUUCAAGAAGUUGUACAAGAAUGGAGAAGUCCCCUUGGAACACAGCCCCAAUAACAGUGACUCCAUGGCGUGCAAUUCUCCACCCUCUCCCACCCUCUGGGACAGUAACACCCACAACAACCCAGCGGCCAGGAGCCAGCUACCCCAGCCACUCGCCUACAACUCUCCACCCAGCUACCUGGAGGACCACAAUACUUGGUACCAUCAUCAGAACCUGAGCGGGCCUCACAUACAACAGCAAGGACCUCCGCCCACUUCUGGCUCGAUGCAUCACCCAUCUCCGGGGCCUCCUCCCAAUCCCGGAGCGGUGUAUUAACCUCCUUUGCCUCCUUGAUGAAACCAGUGGAGCAGGAAAAAUGGAAUGAGGGGGAGAGAGAGAGAGAGAGAGAGAGAAGGAGACAGAGAGGGAGAAACAGACAGACAGCAACAAGUCAAAACUCUUUGAUGUGUUUCAUAGGAUUUGUACACAUUCCACCCCAUCUCAGGAACAACUGAACUGCGACAGGGUUAAGACAUUUUUGACAGAUCAUCUAAAGACAGGAGAAAAGGGAAGGAAAAA